AUGGAUAACAAUAUAAUAGAGAAAAUUGAGGGCGACGAAAAACAGCCAGAAGCAACGGCAACUGAUGGCUCCGAACAGAACAAAGAACCUAUAGUCAAUAAACAACAAGCUUCUAAUGUUACUCAGCAAAAGGAAGCAAAAUCGACCGGAAAUAUUUUGCAGGCAACCAUUCAAAAAAUGUUUAAUCUUGAUCCUUCGGACAAGUCGAGAUCCGCUAAAGGUUCAAAGGACCAGUCUGCUUCGUGUUCCGAAAAUGAAGACGAACGUUUAGAUCGAGCCGACAUCAAGCGAAUUCCUGAGAAUCGUCAAUCGCAAGUUUAUGGUGCUCGAACCGCACAGAAUCGAUUAUCAAAUAAUCCAAAUGCACCAAAACCACGUUUUCAAAGAAACCAAAAUGGUUCGCACGUUCAUUAUUUGCAACCUUGUAAGAAACUUCAUCGCAUGCACAAUAUUUUGAAAGGAGUGGGCAUUCCGGCCGAAAAAUCGUUACAAGAGUAUAAUAAUACAAAUGUUGCAAACGAGAAACCGCAAAUGAAACAUUCACACUCCGAAGUUUCAUUGUCAGAAAAAUAUGGUAAACCACAGGAAAUUAUUGGAAAAGGUGCAUUUGGUGUUGUCCGUAUUGCUCACAAAACGGAGCCUAAAGUACCUGGCGAAAAACUCUUUGCUGUCAAGGAAUUCAAGAGGCGUAGCAAUGAACCUCCCAAAAAGUAUAUUAAACGUCUAACAUCUGAAUUCUGUAUUUCCUCUUCUCUUCAUCACAUAAAUGUGAUCGACACAAUCGACUUGCUUCAAGACACCCAGGGAAAUUACUGUGAGGUGAUGGAAUAUUGUGCUGGUGGCGAUCUUUAUUCUUUAAUUGCUUCUCAUGAGAAAUUGGAACAAGAGGAGGCUGAUUGCUUUUUCGGGCAGUUGAUUAAUGGUGUUAAAUAUUUGCAUGAUAGUGGUGUUGCGCAUCGUGACCUUAAACCCGAGAACCUUCUUCUUACCUUAAGUGGAUGCCUCAAAAUUACUGACUUUGGAAAUGGAGAAUGUUUUCGCAUGGCAUGGGAAACAAAGGCUCAUAUGUCACGUGGAGUAUGUGGAAGCGAACCAUACAUCGCGCCAGAAGAGUUUACUCAAGAUUGGUUUGAUCCAAGACUUGUUGACAUAUGGGCUUGUGGUAUCAUUUAUAUGGGAAUGAUUACAGGAAGACAUCUUUGGCGCGUUGCCAAGGAGAAUGAGGAUAACAAUUUUAAGGUCUACAUUGAAGCAAGGGCUCAUGGUGAAUAUUUAGCUCCUUUCCAGAAAUUAACAAAUGGUCGUCGUCGUGUGAUGACAAAUAUAAUAGAGCCCAAUCCUAAGAAACGCAUCACAACGGAACAGAUUAUCGAAGAUCAAUGGUUUUCCAGAAUUAAUAUUUGCUAUAAAUCUCCAACUUUGAAUCAUAAUCUAUCCAAGAAUAUGUCUUGUGGUGCGAACUGUAAUCAGAAUCAGCGAACUAUGAGAAAAACUACUAUUGCAAACGUGGUAUAA
Messenger RNA from Acaulospora morrowiae, 1515 nucleotides. NCBI's taxonomy places the organism in Eukaryota, Fungi, Glomeromycota, Glomeromycetes, Diversisporales, Acaulosporaceae. The record is from the annotation of a GenBank genome assembly.